GCGCACUCUAACCAAUCACGUUGCCGCUUCUUACUUUCCGCACCAGCUCGAGAGACACGUUUUCAUUCAAGAUGGCCGAGGCUGCGUUGAAGGAGUUGGCGUCUUUGGAGAAAUACCUGGGACUCAAAAAGACAAAUAAAUACAGCACUAAAGGAGAACGAAAGGUUCCAGUUCUUCAGACCAAAGAUGGCCAGGACAUAGUGGGCCUCGUGACCAUUGCCUGUCAUUUAGUGAAAGCUGCAAAGCAGGAACAGCUUUUGGGACGCACCCGCGAGGAGAGCGCAGUCGUACAGCAGUGGCUGGAGUACAGAAUAGUGCAGCUCGGAGCCCCGGGAGCCAAGGAGGAGAGCAGAUCAACCCUCCGGGACCUGAAUGAAUACCUUGAAGAUAAGGUGUACUUUGGAGGCGACUUCCUCAGCUUGGCCGACAUCUUGAUGUACUACGGCCUGCACUCCUAUAUGGUUGACCUUACAGUCAAGACCGAGAGAAGUUUGUGAAUGUGACCGAUGGUUUAGCCACAUUCAGCAGCUGCCCAAUGUCCAGCAGCACCUGCCUCGUGUCCACAUCAUGAAGAACAGAAUUUACACCAAUGUGCACUAAUUAAGGUGGAAAGAGAAGAGAAUCCGAGGAGUGUUCAGCGUAGAAGAUCACCUGCCGUGGUCCUCGGUGCGGUCACUCGUGUCCUCUUUGGGUGGAGGGUAGCGAGUGGGGCGACACGUCAAGUCUUAAGCGGAGUUUUCCUCGAGUGUGAGCACAGGAGCAGAAGGUGACUCGCGCCUUUUCAUUAGACGUCCGACUGAGAUUUUUUUUUUUGGUCCUUUUGUGCCCCAUUUUUGCCAGAGUAGCUUGACGUCCAGGGUGGACGCUCCUCAUUUCCAGUCCCUGGCAGCAGUCGGAGGCCCGUUGUCCUUUUAGGAACUUUUGCCCUUGACGGGAGUCUGGUUUUGGGACACGUCUGCUUCGGUGUCUUCCUGUGAUCCCCUUUUUAAACAGUGACUGGGCUCUGGACCACAGCUGGUGGUCUUCUUCGCUACUCUGCUGCUCAUCGGAUUUCCUCAAAUGCAGCUUUUCACCGCAGGUUGUGGCAUUGAUUUUUUUUUUUUUUUUUUUUUUUUUUUUCUGGAAUUUGACCAUCCAGUGAGACCACCAUAGGUGUUGGCAGUAAACCCUCCUGACGUUUUAUUGUCUUUUAAUUGUUCAUUUCAUCCUCUAUUUCUGCAUUAUUUAUUUGGGACCGUUUGCUUUUUCUAUUGCCAAUUAAAAGGUAUCAGAAGG
Molecule: messenger RNA, 1275 nt
Organism: Erpetoichthys calabaricus (reedfish)
Lineage: Eukaryota; Metazoa; Chordata; Cladistia; Polypteriformes; Polypteridae
Gene: eef1e1
Product: eukaryotic translation elongation factor 1 epsilon 1
Exons: 4
Coding region: 72-497 (141 amino acids)
Biological process (GO): positive regulation of DNA damage response, signal transduction by p53 class mediator
Cellular component (GO): cytoplasm; aminoacyl-tRNA synthetase multienzyme complex; nucleus
Source: RefSeq, a predicted model, not a curated record